This is a messenger RNA of Patiria miniata (bat star), 1136 nucleotides long. Its product is annotated as melatonin receptor type 1B-A-like. Gene Ontology annotation, biological process: G protein-coupled receptor signaling pathway. The transcript has a single exon. The record is from RefSeq and is a predicted model, not a curated record. Gene Ontology annotation, molecular function: G protein-coupled receptor activity. Lineage: Eukaryota; Metazoa; Echinodermata; Asteroidea; Valvatida; Asterinidae. Bases 1 to 1113 code for a protein of 370 amino acids. Gene Ontology annotation, cellular component: membrane.
AUGAAUAACACAUCGUCGAUCAUGAACGUCACCACCAUGGAACCGGCUACCCUUAGCCCAUCUCUCCACCCGUACGAGGCCCGCAUCGGCGUGGCCUGCGUAUGGGUCUUUGCCGCGGUCCUUGGACUCAUUGGGAACAGCCUCGUGAUCUGGUCGGUCGUCCUGUCCAAGAAACUCCGCACGGUGACCAACGCCUUCGUGGUCAACCUCAGCCUGGCCGAUUUCUGGACGAGUCUGUCCUACCCGUGGCAGGCCGUCGCUAUGCUGAGCCACGGGUCCUGGCCGUUAGCUACAGAGGUCCCAUGCUACAUCGCCGCAGUGCAAUUUUACACUGGUCUUGGUGCAAGCCUUUACUCAUUGGCGGCGAUAGCCUUCAAUCGCUUCAUGCUGGUCACCCAGAAACCUGCAACAUACAGUCGUUGGUACUCCCCGAGAAAAGUCUCCGCCAUGAUUGCUGCGACUUGGGUCAUCCCGUCGAUCGUGUUCUUCUUGCCGCCAAUUCUUGGCAUUGGCGACUUUGGUUAUGAUUCUCAGGACAACACGUGUUCAGACAAGGAUGACCAUCCCCGCGGCGCAGAGUAUAACCUGGCUCAGUCUCUUGGUCUGUUCCCGGUCCCCCUUCUUGUAAUAAUCAGUGCCUACGCGGCACUCUACAUCCAUCUCAAACGUCACUUCAGGAAGCAGAAGAGGAGACGCACUCAGCAAGAUAGCCCAGCACGGGAUAACAAAACAGUAGGGCCGCAGUCAACCGUCAGUUUAAGCGUAUCGAACGAGUCCACAGGACCAGAGAUUUCCACCAACAACGUAGCCAAAUGCAACCGGCGAGAAAUCAGCCGUCAGCAGCUUGCAAUCACCAAGAAUCUCUUCAUGGUUUUUUGCAUUUUCUUCGUGUUGAUAUCACCUUACUUCAUUUCUCUGGCCGUACCAAGCAGUCGUCAAUUUGCUCUCUACUUAGGAACAAUCACAAUCCUGAAUAGCUGCGUAAACCCCAUGAUCUACACGGCAAAGCAUCCUCAGUUCAAGUUGGUGCUUCGAAAGAUCCUUCGCUGUCGCUACUCUCAGAUACCUGAACCAUCUGACUGGCUGAAAUCUGUCUUGUCUCAGAACAAGUAAAGAGGGUUUUUGUGCUGUCUUAA